Haliotis rufescens (red abalone) is the source of this 1854-nucleotide messenger RNA. RefSeq names its product homeobox protein slou-like. Gene Ontology annotation, molecular function: RNA polymerase II cis-regulatory region sequence-specific DNA binding; DNA-binding transcription factor activity, RNA polymerase II-specific. The transcript is spliced from 2 exons. Gene Ontology annotation, cellular component: nucleus. Gene Ontology annotation, biological process: regulation of transcription by RNA polymerase II; cell differentiation. NCBI's taxonomy places the organism in Eukaryota, Metazoa, Mollusca, Gastropoda, Lepetellida, Haliotidae. The coding region runs from base 256 to 1284 and encodes 342 amino acids. The record is from RefSeq and is a predicted model, not a curated record.
ACUUGUUACUGCCAUCCCAUUAUAACAAUCAAGCAAGGUGCAUACGGGUCGCACUCGGAGUGAAGACAGAAAGCUUGUUUUGAAGACUCGUCUAGUUCGGUCGUUACCUUUCAUCUCAGCUAGCCGGUCUGUUGUGUUCCAGAGCGACAGAAUACCCCAGCCGAGACGUAGUUUGAAUUUGAAGUGACGCUCUAGUUUCCAAACGUAGGCCACUGAUGACAGAUUUUAUUUUGUGUUUUUGUUCAAUUUGAGUGUAUGCAGAACCAGACAGAAGUACCCUGCCCUCAGGGUGAAACGUAUGAACGACUGAGAGAAUAUUCGGUCCGUCUUUUGCAACAGUUAUAUCAACACAGGAUGGACACCUUAGUCAACAGACUCGCCGAUACCCGCGGCCCAGACAGCCCGGUGUCCGAUGACGAUCACUCCGAAACAUUUCCCGACACGGAUAUAGAGGAGAGUGAGAAGAUUCCCAAGGAGGGGAGAGAGUCGGACACUCCCACACCCACCCCUAGUCCCGGGGGGUCACGUCACACACCCUCACCCCACAGGGCGGAAUCUCCGGAUGAGCCGAAAGUUCAAACGACAUCGUUUAGGGUGGCAGAUAUUCUCGACCCCAGCAAAUUCACCGGCACUACAAAAUCCCGGGUGUGGCAUCCGUGGAGGGACGAGAGCUCCUGUGACCCCAGUCAACUGGAUGACCUCACACAUAGCUCAGGUUCACCUCACGACGAUGAUCUCUUGUCACGUGACCAUGGCGGCGACUCUGACGACAACGACAUCAUGGACGGUGAUGACAAAUGUGAUGACGACGAUGAUAAUGACGAUAAGGACCGAGAAAGACGUCGUAAUAAGUCGUCGUCAUCUGACGGUGGAAAGGCAGGGAAACCAAGACGGGCGCGAACAGCCUUCACUUAUGAACAAUUGGUGGCCCUGGAAAACAAGUUCAAAACGACUCGCUAUCUGUCAGUGUGCGAGCGACUCAACUUGGCCCUGUCCUUGAACCUCACUGAAACUCAGGUCAAAAUCUGGUUCCAGAACAGAAGAACAAAAUGGAAGAAGCAGAACCCAGGUUUGGAUGUGAACAGUCCUACAAUUCCUCCCUCAUCUGGAAGUAUGAGCACUUUUUCGUCACCUUACUCUGCCAGCAUGUUGUACGGCCAAGGCCUCCAUCCAUACCUCCCAAAUCACAAUAUAUUAGGGCAUCUUGGACUAUUCAGAGCGCACGCGUCAUAUCCCGGACAGGCGCAUUCGAUAUACUACCCCUACUUUAGCCAAACCACGUGAUACGAAUCACGUUAUACGACAUGGUGAAAAGUUUGCGUCAGAAUGACGUGAAAUGUAUUACCACUCGUGGUAGACGUCCUGUCUCAGAAUGACAUCAUAAACGGAUAUGACGUCACACCUAAUUUAUUGACGUCAUAAAUGACGUCAUCGGGAAGAAAUAGUGCUGGAGAGUCCUACAUACUCUUAUAUUGAACUGUGCCAAUAGACACCUCUCCCAGGAACACAAUUGCCAGAAACACGAGUCAGAACAACAGAAAAGGAAGACUUCGGUCCGUUGCCAUAUAGCCGUCAUUGAGACACCGUGUCCACAUUGUUCGUCGUUGUCAGUUUCGACGGAGAUGCUGCUGCAGGUGCAAUGAUGGAAGAUGAUUCUGGCACAGAUGUCCGCCCUGGGGACGUGGUUAGGUUGUUACUGACGACGAAGUGACCUCAUUCAUAACUAUUCUUCUGUACAUAUAUGGCUGUGGUGAAAUUAGAUGUAUAUAUAUAUAUAUAUAUAUAUCUGUAUAUAUAUAUAUAUACAUAUAUAUAUACAUAUAUAUAUAUACAUCAAAGGUGCAAAAAUAAAUA